Molecule: messenger RNA, 1820 nt
Organism: Vitrella brassicaformis
Lineage: Eukaryota; Vitrellaceae
Source: the annotation of a GenBank genome assembly
GCCAUGCUAACGGUUGCUCGUCACCGUGUCCUGCCGUGUCUCCAUGAAGACGGCUGCGUCUCUAGUGCAUCGACCAGACUUGAGAAAUCUCCGCACGCCGAGAUAGAGCACGAUUCCUGGGGGAAUUACGCAAUCGUAGUACCACGUGAGAAAACAUGAGUGGAUCGAUUUCUCUCUUUGCUCGAGAGGACCUACCGUAAGGAAGAAGUAUGUCGGUGAUGAGAUCAAAGCUGAUCGAGGAAGAGGCCACGGACGACAAGAGAUAUACGCGUUAGUUGUGGCUUCCAAACAGGCAGCUUACAAUGCGAUGGCCACCGAGUAGAGGAGUUUACUGCUUAGGCUCACCAUCUUCCCCUGAAUGAGCCUAGGUGUCAGCAGGUACGGCACCGCAGUCAACACAACCAAGAGUGAGCUCCAAAUUGGCGGACCCUCCUGGAAAAGUGAAUACAGACGCAUAGCAUCAGUAGCCAUGGUCGAGAAUCAAACCCAUACACGCAGGGAUCUGAGGAUCUUGUUCGCAACGGAGACGACUGGCCACCCAAAUACGACACUCUGCAAAGCAAUUUGAGCCUAGCAGAGAGGACAUACACGUGCACAUGGAAAGAUGCACAUGGAAAGGUGCGUAUAGCGUUCAAACCAAUCCAUCUCUUUACCCACUUACCCUGGCAUAAUCGUCUUCAGCUCUACUGCCUCGAGGCAGAAAGUAUCUCAUAGACAGCUUUCUCAACGCCAUUAGACCGAUGCAGGGUACCGCUCCCAUCUUCAGCGCAUAAGCGCGUUUCUUCGCAAAACCCAGUAAUUUGGCGGCUUCGUAGAAAAGAGCCAAGGGAAAAAGAAAGUGAACCACCGUAUAUAUACCGCCAAAAAUGUAUGCCUUCAAAGUAGGGCGCCACUGAAGGUGGUGGAGCAUAGCAUCCAGCAGAUUAAGCGCCGUUAGAAAUGCCACUAACAGCCAGAACUUGCGCAGCAGAGACAUGUUACGGUGAAAGCUAGGUCCUUCGAGUGUUAUUGCCAGUGCAAGAAACCAACAAUAACAAUGCACCAGCCGACGAAUCACGUCAACUGCCGCACCCAUUAUCCUCGACUCGCAGCUGAACCAAUACAUAAGUAGCGUGCUGAUUACUACGGCUGACACACACAAAGCGGCCGCCAGCUGCCGAAGCAUCAUCUUGCCAAUCCGCUGCAUGGUCGACCACAGAGGCUCGGGAUUGAAGUGGGUACCAACGACCACCUCUCUUGUGCUGCCGUCGGGGCCACGAACGGUCUUAUACUCUAACACAGUCGGAAACUCCUCGAAGUUAGCUUCGUAUCCGGCAGACUCUCUGAACCUGCAGUGAGACAAUCACAUGGACAGCCAGUGUUGUUCGUUGUGUUGUGUCCCCCCACGUACUCAGCCACCGAGGCAGCUAUCGCCUUCUCCUCCCGAUGAUGGAUGCCGUCAGGGGCGCCCUCUCUGUCGGCCUCUGAAGCGUAACAUUCCUUGCUGUAGUCGUCAAUGGCAAUCGCCGUUGUCGUGUGUGCCGUGGAAGUGGAGAGCAUGGACCGAUAGGGCGGGAUGCGCCCAUGGGCCGGCUCUGCUGUCGUCUGGACGCACUCACCAGCUGCCCCCUUAUCUUGCUCCGAGUCGGUGUCAUUCUCCCGAUGGUCGCCCAGAGCAUCCAUCGUUUGCUGCUGUGGGAAUCUGGUGUCGUCGCUCUCUUCUCCACACGAGGGCUCCAUGAUAUCGCCACCCGAUGGUGAAAGUCUCGUGAUUCCACAUUCUGGCGACAGAGGACAAGGAAGACAGGUCGAAGGCUGCAUCUUGGCGCGGAGAAUCAGAU